ACUGGCUUAAGCGUCACUGUCUUCCUAGACUUCGUGGCUCCCAGAAGUUGCACAUGAUAGAUUCCCAUUCUUCUGGCACGUGUGUGCCCUCACCCGGUCCCUGUUUGUCUUGCAGUGAGUUAAAGUUUGAGAGGCAUCAGGCUGAGCUGACCCUCUGCAGAAUUCUUUUCCUUGGUCGUUGAGGCUCUCACUGUGAUUCCUAUGAAGCGUCUUUGAUAUGGGCUCUUCAGGUUGAGAGAAGAUUCCUUUGGGAACGUAUGUUGGCAGAAAAUUAAUGCUGAUAUUUAAAAAGUGAUAGUUCUGAGCAUUCAUUUCCUUCUUCACCAGUGGAAUCCUGUUGUUCUUCAGGAGCAUUGAGGACACAAUGACUGUCAGCAUAGUUUACGAUAACUCUGAGGCCAUGGAGCUGUGUGCAGCUCAGCACCUGUAUCUGAAGCCUAUAGCCAGACUGACCAUCAAUGUGAUGCUGCCCGAAGAUGUCACAUACACUAGAUCAUUUUCCAACUGGAAGAUACUAAACCAGCUGAAGAAUCUCAUUUGCCCAGAUCAGUUUAGCACUGUCCGACUUUCAAAGAGCACCAAGGACUUCAUUCGAUUUGAGGGUGAGGCAGAGACCAGAAGUCUGGGUCAGAUUCUGAAGGCAAAACUGCAUGGGAAGAUCAUUAGGCUGAACGGGUUGAAGAACGGCUUGAAAAUCGUGGCCACAGAUGCCUGGCUAGACUUCCCAUCUCAGCAAGAGUGGGAAUUGGCCUCCCAGAAAAACCAGGCGGCAAGUGAUGAGCUUCUUAAACAAAACCUUAAUGAGAGCCCCGAUUCCAUCUACUUUCAGGGGUUGCCCUGCAAGUGGUUUGCAUCCAAGGGCUCCAGUGGGGAAAAGCCAUGUGAAGAGAUCCUCAGAGUGGUGUUUGAAAGCUUCGGGAAAAUAAAGAACAUCGACAUUCCCAUGCUUGAUCCUUAUCGAGAAGUGAUGGCCACUGGCACCUUCAACCAUUGUACCUUAGGCAGCCUUCAGACUUUUGAAGCCUUUAUCCAGUAUCAGGAGUAUGCUGAUUUUGUCAAAGCCAUGGAAUCCCUCAGGGGAAUGAAGCUGAUGCUCAAGGGGGAAGAUGGGAAAGCCCUGGCCUGCAACAUCAAGGUUAUGUUUGAUACAACCCAGCACUUCAGUGAGGGCGCUAUAAGGAAAAGAAACCAGGAAAGGUUAAAAUUGCAAGAGCUGGAACAGGAGAGAAAAAGAGAAAAGAAGCGAGAAGAGGCGGAAAGGAAACGGAAAGAUGAUGAGAAGAAGCUCCGAGAGAAGAAAAGGAAAACCAAGAUCAAAAGAAAAGAACAGAAGCAGAAACCAAAGGAGGAGAAGCGCCCGAAAAAGAAAGCUAAAGCUGAGGAAUGUGGAAAAGUUAACAACCAGGAAGUAGAGAACCCGAAACCCGAAGAAGCUUGUGUUCUAGAAUGUGAGGUGAAGACAUUGAAGAAGGAAGAGCCAAACCCUCCAAAUCUUCUGUGCCAAGAAGCAAAGAAGAAAAUAUCCAAGAAGAAGUCUAUCAAGUGUGAAAGAACUCUAAUCCCCCAAACCAAGAAAAGGAAUGACUUAUCUGAAUCUUCUUGCCAUUUGGAGAAAGCCCUUCCAGAUGACCUAACUGAAGGAGAAGGCACUGACAAAUUAGUACCUGACACAUGCAAGCACAGUUUUAUCCCUCACUUGAACCCCUUACAGAUUACAAUUAAGCAGGACUUGAGCCAGGCAGUCCAGUCUGUUGAAGAAGAAGAAGACGAAGAAGAUGAUGAUGAUGAUGAUGAAGAAGAAGACUGGCAUUUAUGGAAUAAAUCCUCUAAUCCCAGGCUCCGUAAAGAAGGCUAUGGCAGAAAACAGAAAAUCUAUGAAACUGAUGAAUUUAUUCACUACCUGUUAAAUUACUAUCACCCUCCACAAUAUGCUCGUGUUUAUGAAGACACAAGGGGUGUCAUGAGCAAAUCUCAGUGGCGGAGGGAGGUCCAUGACAUCGGAAAUAGGUUUCAGAUCAACUUGAACCAAUCAGACCAUCACAUCUCGCAAAAUGGGCAAAAGAUCGGUUGGGCCCUGAAGGAUGAUCAGCAGAGGAAGCUUGCCCGUGAAGAGUUGGAACCCAGACCAAGAGAGGCUAUGAACACAAGCCGUGCUGAAGAGUUUGCAAAGACAGUUAAACGCCAUUACACCGACCCAAGCAAUGAAGCUGCUGAUCUUGUGUCUAAUGUGGGUGGAAAGCAGUGCCCUUGGCAGAAAGACCCCAAGCAUAGGAAUAAGAGAAAGAGUUCUUCCCAAUCCAAGUUUGCUGGCUUCUCUUAUGAGGUAACAGACUUCUUAGAAGAGAUUAGUAGUGAUUCUGAUUGCUUUAAUGAGACAUUGAGUGAAGAGAGUGGGCAGCAAAGCUGUUCUCCAAAUGCAGGCCGCUUGGUGAAGGUGACAGAAGGUUCAGAUGACUACAAUGAAAUUGUUGCCUUUGAUCAAGAAAAGAAAUGUAGCCAGUGUGGCAUGUGCCCAAAGUUAAAACCCAUCAGCUUGACAAAGCCCCUUAGACCCAAGCUUAAGAAAACAGUUAAGAGGUCUAGGAGUGAAUUAAAAUGCCCAGGGCCCAAAGGUGAAUGUGAAACCAAUGGGGUUGAGAAAAACACCAGAAAAAAGAAGAGAAAGCCAUUCGUAGAAGACAGCCUUGAUAAAGACAACUGCCCUGCACCAGAUCCCAGCAGCUUACGGUCCUUCAAAAAACCGGAGAAGAAACGGAGCAAAACAAUGGAAUCCAGAAUGAAAUGUAAAGCUUCUUGUGUGCCAAUAGCAUCUUCACAAAGUGUUGACGUCCCCCUGGUCCAGGGGCUUUCUGAGAAUAUGAGUGAUCCUUGGAAGCUGAAAUCUGAUCAGGACAUAGGAACCUCCAACAGAUGUGUUAAAUGGAAGGCUGGAACCCCGAAUUCCAGUGAUUGUCUAGCCAGCUGUGACAGUCCAGAUCCUCUUGCCUCUGAAAAUGGUUUCGAAAAGAGAUCUUCAGUCUUCAAAUUGAAGAGUUUUUGAAAGCCACUGAGCUCAGACACCCGAUUUUUUCAUAAUGGUAAAUGAUCUGAGAAGAGAAAAACAAAAAUACACAAAGCAAGACCUUAGGAAUUCAUCAACUAGAUAGCAAGAUGUUACUUAAAAGUUUUAGUUGUGGCCAAUUUAACCCCUCAUCUAGUAUAGCUCAUGUAUUGUGAUGACAGCAGGUAUGUUAGUAAGGCUUGGGGAGAUUUAUAAAAUGUGCUUGCAGAUCACCACUAAGAGUGAGCAAUCCAGUAGCUUAAUUGAACCUUCAAUAGAGUGUCCAGCAAAGUGAAAAUAUAACCUUCAGAGUAGGGAAGCGUCCUUAGCCACAUUUUCUUUGCUCUUCCCUGGUUGUUACCCAAAACGACAGUUGGAAAUAGUGGGUUUCUUUUUCUGUUUUCUCUCAUUUGGUCAAAAGUGAUAUAUGCUGCAGGAAGCAUGAUCUUUGCCUGUAGCAGGGGUUCUUAGCCUUUUUUUGUGUGUCUUGGACUCCUUCAACAGCAGUCCGGUGAAGCCCGUUUAAAUUUUUUUUUUCGUAAUUAAAAAGAAAAGCUAAAUUUCAGUUAGAGAUUAGUGAAAAUAUAGGUGUGAUUUUUUUUCCCCUGUCCCAGUUCACAGACCUCCUAAAAUCUAUCCAUGGACCCCGGGUUAAGAGCCUCUAGUCUAUAGGUACUUUUUUUUUAUUCUUUCGUAGAGCAGUCAAAUGGAAAGGAAAAACAGCUAGAAGCUCACUUUGAUUUCUUAGAGAAAUGAUUUUGAGCAUUUUAUGGACAGGUACCCAAAGAGAAUCUAAGCACAGUCAUUCUUUUUGGUACAACAUAUGGAAGAAGAAUCUGACAAUUCAGUUCAUUUCCAAUUCUACAGAUCUUUCCUGGGUGACACCUGCUAAGUGUUCAGAGCCAUCUAGAACACAGAAGUAGACUGGGGUACAUCAGACCCAAGGGUUAGAGAGGGUUCAUAGGGAGGAAGGCUAAGGACUCGGCAGCAACAUGACUGGAAUGUCUGCUGCUUGUGCAGUGAGUUAAUGGAAAAGGCAGGCAACAAAAUUCCAUUGAAAUUGGCAGUGGGAAGCUUGGUAAGAAAGUUAGCAACUGGAUCUUAGAUGACCGAAAUCUGCUGGGGACCCCAGAGAGCCAUUCUGGGGCCUGAGGGCAGUUCUAAUGCUGUUUUGAGGUAUUGAGGGGUAGAUUCAGAGAAGUGAGAGAGUAAGAGGAGAGAAAUACUUUUUCACUUUGUAUAAUUGUUUUGCUCUGAGUUGAGAGUGAAAUCCAUUUGUAAAAAUCAUUCAGCAUCCCAAACUUUGCUUUUUAAAGGGGUCAUGGAAAGACAUGACCAGGUCUGAGCCCUUGGUGAGUUUUCUAGACAGGAAAAGGUUAUGGAGUAUUUACACGUUACAAUUUCUUGGAUUUACAGGUUCAAAAUGGGAACAUUUUUUAUUGUAUUACAUGUUUGGUGCUGCUUAAAGCUGAGCCCUUCCCCGGGCUCAUAUAGUCAUGACUUUGAGAAUUUUGCAGCAUACAAUAUAUUGAAGGCUGGACUUGGGUGCUCCAAGGACAGGAGGUGAAAAUAAUUCCAACAAAGCCAUAGUUGGCUUAAACGAUUGAAGAUGAAUGGACUAGAUCAGAGACUCCUUGAAGCAUAAAUGCUGUUCAAAGCUCCGAAGUCAUAGCAAGCCAGGUUUUGUAUAAGCUGGCUUACUUGAAACAGGCCUGAUUUAAAACUGAUGAGUUUCUAUCAGAGCACGUUACCUGAAUUUACCACCUUCUACAUUCUGUCUUGUAUCAUAAUUAUUUCUCCAGCCAGCGAGCUCAUGUAUAUAUAUAUGCUCCCAUCCCAUCCACCCAGUAAGAUUUAUAUGUGCUUCUAACCCCCCCUCCCCAGCCAAUUAGAUUGUGUUCAUGUGUAUAACCUUCCCCCUCCCCGCCUAAGCUAGUUAUGUUGUAAGCUCCCUGAGAGCAGGGUCUGACUCAUUUCAGUAGCCCCAAAAACUGUAUGAAGCCCCAUACAUGGCAGGCGCUUAAGAAAUAUCUGCUAAAUUGGAUGAAUUGAAGCAUAUUAGGACCAUGUCCCCUCUCCUCCCGGGGCCCCCCACUCCGCAGUAGCCUGGAAUGUGUUUUCACAAAGAUUUGACUGACUCGUGGGCCAGGCCUUCUCUGAUCUGUGGGGAGAUGGGUGGGAAAAAUGAAGAUGAGUCCUCUUCUUUUGAGCGGCCUGUUUUUCUGAAGUCUGGUACCUCAUCCUGGAUGAAAUCCUUCAAAACUACCAAAUACCCCAACUUUUCUGCAUUAAGAACCACGUGGUGAUGGUUUUCAAUAUUUAAGUAUAUAGCUGUGUGACAAAACAAGGAUUCAGCUGAGAAUGUGUUGUCAUGUACCGUAUGCGCUUAUAAUGUUAACUUGAAUAAAAUUGUGACAAGAAAAAUGUGCCGCUUUUCAUGUACAAUUUGGCUUUUCAUUGAAUGACUCAGCAAACUGGGUGUGGUCUGUUGUCUAAUUUUCCAAUCCCUCCUGUGUAUCGAGUGCCUUUUCUCCAUGUUCUCCGAGGCUCAGGAAUGACUGCUAACAUUCAGAUGGAGUUACUAUUUUUCAUAAUACCUUGGAAAGUUCAUACAGCUUGUCUUUUAUCAAGGGACUUUGUGUGAAUAAGUGUCGAAAACCUACCCUCUUUGGCUUCUAGGUUCUGCUUUUAUUUGCAGUCUUUUGUACAGUUGCACUGAAGAGAUUGUAACAGCUACAUUUAUUGUGAUAAUCUAUUGUUUCUUUGGUCAUCCGGUUCAGAAUAUUUUUCUAUGUAAAGUUUAUGGGUAUAAAACGUUUGCUACUGAAUGCUUCUGAAAUGAAACUUUAAUUGCAUAGCAAUCAAACAACAAACAUUUUUCAAGCUCGGGCUGUGUGCUUCAGAGCGCUGGGGUUAGAUAUACAGACAGAAAUGAAGAGCUGGCAUUCUUUCUGAAUGUAGCAUAUGUAUAAAAGGCAUUUAGUCUAGGUGUAGCACAACAAAGGUUAAGAUAAGAUAAGAGUGCUGGACCUGAAAUCAGGAAAGCUUGGGUGGUUCAAAUAUGGCCUCUGCCCCUUACUAGCUGGGUGACCAAAGGCUGGUCACUUAAGUUAACUCUUGAACCCCCAGUUUGGUGACUUUCUCUGACUUCUCUCCUAAGUUACAGAGAAGAGGUGAACUGUUUUGUUGGAGGGCAUUCCAGUGAAACUCCACCCAUGACAUCCUUGGCUUUUUGCCUGGUGAUUUAGUGUCAUAGAAUUGGUGCUAAGGUAUUCAUUUGUAGCAUUUCCCCUGUUGUUCACUAAGCACUCUUCUGGGGUCCAGACAGAAGUAAAAAUACUGGCUUUGCGUUUGUAUGUAUUCUUCAUUCUGCACCUCCCUCUUCCCUCUAUCUUAUGUUUGAGGGCAACUAUUUAGAACGCACAGAGAGAACCCCCCCCCCCAAAAGGCUCACUUGAUAUUCUGUACUUUAGAAAUCUAAUGGCCUCACAAAAGUGAGACAGGAAACUGAAGAAAACUGUCGAGUUGGUUUUCCUGAUAACUUUUCAUCUGCCUUGGUGGUGGGUUAGGAAAUCCUCUAUGUAGUGUUAAUAAUUUGCCCAUAAUAAUUUGCUGCUUGCACUGUUGAAUUACCGCCAUGUUAACUUUCCAUUUGACCUCUUAAAUAUGGAACUGUCAUGAUGGUGACCCUUUAUAUAAGAUCCUGAAGGCCUUUAGAAAGCUAAGCACCAUUGGGUCAGCAUGUUUUAGUUCCCUUUGCACGUCUCAGAUUUCUCAGGUAGGAGAAAAGUGACCUCUUGGUGCUGAUGGAAAAACCGGAAUGUAUCUGUAGUACCUUUCUUAUGGCGAUUUCUAAUAAAUUGUUAACUUGACAUCUUAUAAAGGUCACAUCUGUAAUACGAAUGAGUGAAUGACAUACCGGUUAUCAGUCCAAUGAAUUGUCACUCAACAAGUGCUUUGUGCAUAGUAAGUUCUUGAGUUUUUCCCCCAUUCAGCAAGGAAUUAUUAAAUAUCCCCUUCCUUUGUGCUUAGGCACCCUAACCUUUAGAUCUGUCACUUCAUCCUUUCAGCCCUCUGUGGAGGUGCUCCACAACUCUGCAGUAGCCAAGGAACUGGAUGGGGGAGGGGAGGAAGGAGCAAAUUUGCAUAACUACAAAUGGCCUGGUUGGCUCAGGAAGUGUACCUACCUGUCUUAGGCCUUGCAUAAUCUUGGCUAAAGCAAAUUCAUUCACAUGUGCUCCUCAACCUGAGCUCUAUGUCUCUAUUUCAAAGACCUUACAGCCAUGGUGCUGUUGGAAAAAAAAAGAGUGCUGAUCAUCCAAUCAGAGAUUUUGAGCUUGGAAGAAACCUUAGAGGUCAUUGAGUCCAACCUCCUCAUUUUAUCAGUGAGGAAACUGAGGCCCAGAGAGAAAAA
Vombatus ursinus (common wombat) is the source of this 7454-nucleotide messenger RNA. RefSeq names its product A-kinase anchor protein 17B-like. Gene Ontology annotation, molecular function: RNA binding. The transcript has 6 exons. Lineage: Eukaryota; Metazoa; Chordata; Mammalia; Diprotodontia; Vombatidae. The record is from RefSeq and is a predicted model, not a curated record. The coding region runs from base 365 to 3040 and encodes 891 amino acids.